CGCAAAUAUUUCUCCCGAACGAGACCCAUCAUUGCCAACUGAUUCUGCUAGGGUUUCCCUGAAGUGAGAGGGAGCGCAGGGAGUAUCCGGAGCAAAGUAGAUGGAAGCUGACGACGAGGCAGCUCCGGCGCCGAUGAGCGAUGAGGCCAUGAUGCCCAACGGUAUUGAAGAACUUGAGGAGGAGCAGCUCCAACCGAGGAGCGGCGGAAAGUCCGCGAUCAGCGGCGAACAGAUGGACAUCGAGUCUUAUAUAUCUCUCUAUAGUGGAAGGACGAAGAUUUUUAGGCUUCUUUUUAUCGCGGAACAGUGUGGGAACCAGAGCAUGCAGCUGGAGGCUCUCCGCAUGGCCAAUGACGAAGUCAGAAAGGGUGAAGACUCCCAUCUUUACCGGCAGGUGGCGCAGAAGAUCGGUGCAGCAUUAGGACCGCACUACGAAUUCGAUCAGUCGUGGGCUGACGCUAUUGACCGCCGCGCCGAGCAGCGAAAAGAGAAGCUUGAGAAUGAGCUCAAUGGUUAUAGGACAAAUUUGAUUAAAGAAAGCAUCAGAAUGGGCUACAAUGAUUUUGGAGAUUUCUAUUAUGCUCAUGGUCAAAUUGGUGAUGCAUUUAAGAAUUAUGUUCGAACUCGUGACUAUUGUACUACUUCAAAGCAUAUAAUUCAAAUGUGUUUAAAUGUGAUACUUGCUAGUAUUGAGCUGGGCCAGUUCAUGCAUGUUUCCAACUAUGUAUCUAAAGCCGAGCAAACACCUGAUUCACUGGAUCCGAUCACUGUUGCAAAAUUACGAUGUGCUGCUGGAUUAGCUCACUUGGAAGCUAAGAAGUACAAGCUUGCUGCUCGCAAGUUUCUUGAAACUGGACCAGAACUGGGAAACAACUAUUCCGAAGUGAUUGCACCUCAAGAUGUCGCUACUUAUGGUGGACUUUGUGCAUUGGCUUCUUUUGACCGGACAGAACUGAAGAACAAAGUCAUAGACAACAUCAGCUUUCGAAAUUUCUUAGAGUUGGUGCCUGAAGUUAGGGAACUUAUUAAUGACUUCUAUGCAAGCCGGUAUGCGUCCUGCUUGGAUUAUCUUGAGAAUCUCAAGCCAAAUCUUCUCCUGGAUAUUCAUUUACAUGAUCACGUUGAAAUAUUAUAUACUGAUAUUCGCCAUAAAGCAAUAAUUCAGUAUACACAUCCUUUCAUUUCUGUUGAUCUGCCCACGAUGGCCAGUGCCUUUAAAACUACUGUUGCUGGCCUGCAAAAGGAACUCGAGGCAUUGAUUACUGAAAACCAAAUACAGGCCCGGAUAGACUCGCAUAACAAAAUCCUUUAUGCCAGACAUACUGAUCAAAGGAACUCGACAUUUCAAAGGGCGCUUCAAACUGGCGUUGAGUUUGAACGAGAAGUUCGAGCAAUGUUGCUUAGAGCCAAUCUUAUCAAACAUGAGCACACUCAGAGAGGGUCUAGGAAAUUAUGAUUCGAGGGACCAGCAUCCGUCGAAUGAGUUUGAUGAGAGCUUUUUCCUCUGGGUUUUGAUUGCCUAUCCCCAGCCGAUGUGAUGAGAUAAAAAAGGUGGUUAUUUACAACGUGGCCAACCAUUGAAUCUUUUUUUUUUCUUUUUUUGGUUAUGGUCAUAUUAUGGAGGGUAUCAAUUAAAUUCUGUUAGUUAGCAGUAAUCUUGGGUUGGAACUACUUCCAGUUUCAUGGUGGUUGUACCAAAUGUUUAUAUACUUUUUUUGGUUUUAAUUGCUCUAAAUCGGUGGCGAUUGUAUGGUUGAAAUCUGAAAAUAUU
Phalaenopsis equestris is the source of this 1771-nucleotide messenger RNA. RefSeq names its product COP9 signalosome complex subunit 1. Gene Ontology annotation, cellular component: COP9 signalosome. Bases 101 to 1456 code for a protein of 451 amino acids. NCBI's taxonomy places the organism in Eukaryota, Viridiplantae, Streptophyta, Magnoliopsida, Asparagales, Orchidaceae. The transcript has 6 exons. The record is from RefSeq and is a predicted model, not a curated record.